Prosopis cineraria is the source of this 971-nucleotide messenger RNA. RefSeq names its product dirigent protein 17-like. The record is from RefSeq and is a predicted model, not a curated record. Lineage: Eukaryota; Viridiplantae; Streptophyta; Magnoliopsida; Fabales; Fabaceae.
UUAGCAAAACAAAUCUGAGAGGGGAAGAAGAACUUUCCACUCCUCCCUAUCCUGCCCCUCAAUUCUUAAAUCCAGGAAAAAUCCCACACCUUGCACCUCAUCUCCGCCGCUGCCCAUCAGUUCGCCGGUCGCUGACGUCCUGCCACCGUCUUUCUCUCCCUGAUUUAUCAGAAAGAACCUCUGAAAUGGACGGUGGAGGAAGCCAGCAAAAAUCAGAUGCCUCAGCAACAGCAGUUUUUGAGUUACCAGGAGAGCCUGCUAUUAUAAUUAAUGGGAUGCCUGACAUUAUCCCUAGUGAAAGCACUCCUGCUUUGCAUAAGACUUCGAGCACUGUUGAAGCACCAGUGCAUUCAGGUUUAGGUGAAUGGUUGGGAAGAGAAGUUCUAAAGCUGUUUAUGGGGCGGUAUUAUUCGGGUGUAGUGCUGCAAUUUGACAAACAAACUGGAUGGUUCAGGGUUCUUUAUGAGGAUGGUGACUCUGAAGAUCUUGAUUGGCAGGAGUUGGAAGAGAUUCUCCUUUUGGACGUUACAAUUCCACUCAAAUCGUUGGCACAGAGGAUUGUUUAUCGAAAAUACAAGAAACCUAUUCAUAAGUCCGGAAAGAUUGUGUCUAAUUCACAAAAACCCUGAGGUCAAACGCACUCCCAGUAAAGGAAAGAUGACCACACUACUAUAACGGGGAGGAUCGUAGUUUGUUGAGAGGGACCGUUAAACUAUGGUUUAUUACAAGAGCAAGUUAGCUUCUAAAAAUGAAAAGCUUCCGACGGUGUUCUGUAGGAAAGAAUGUGAUCGGGGGAUUUGUCCCAGAUUUUGACGUUUUCUCUAGGUGUGUUGUACUCUAGUUAGUUGCUGAGUUGCAGCGUGUUCAGCUGCAUCAAGAAGAAAUAUUACUUUUUAGCUGUGCAUAGUUGUUCGUUGCUACAAAACCAUGAUGUUUCCAGAUUCGUUAUGUAAUGCUUUUCUACAUUUUCA